CCUACCCGCUCUCUCGGAGUCUUAUAACGCGAUCAUCUUUGAACUUCGAUUUGUUCCAUCUCUCGACGCAAGUAGCUCCCGAACUGGCGUUUGCUCAGGCAACUCUGGAGGAAGACUCCGAAUCCAGUAGUUGCGGGGUUGUAAGAGCCCUGUACGACGCCCUGCGGACGAGCGACGUCGACACUGUGCACCGCAUCGUCGCACCAGACCUGGAGUGGUGGUUCCAUGGUCCGCCCACCCACCAGUUUUUGAUGCGCCUCCUGACCGGCAUCGCCACGCCAAAAGAAGACCGGUUCGAGUUCGUCCCCGACAAGAUCACCUCCCUGGGCCCCAUCGUCCUAGCCGAGGGCUGCGACCAGGGCCGCUCAAUCUGCUGGGUCCACGCCUGCACGGUCACUCAUGGGGUGAUCACCCAGGUCCGGGAGUACUUGAACACUUCCCUCACCGUCACCUGCCUCGGAUCAGUCGGCAAAAACCUCCCCGACAUCGCCUCAACGUCCUCGUCAUCGCCGUCGUCCCAGCCGCAUUGGCCUUCCGUUUGGGAGAGCAGCCUCUCGAGUCAGGUCGGGAAGUCCGUUCCCGGGCUGGUCUUGGCCAUAUAACAAAGAAACGGACAUUUAAUUACAGCUCGCACACACGCCAGUGGCUGCCGUGCUCUAUUUGACUUUGUCUUUCCUGAGUGGCAUCCGACGUACGUUAGAGAUGUGAACCGCCAAGCUAUUUAAGUUAAGGUCGCGUUUUGGUCUAGUGUCUGUCGUUUUUCAUCAUCGUUCUUGCCGUAUUGAGUGUUUAUCGUGUUAGUCGUGAUGUGUCGUCCAGGUACUCUCGGUGUUAAUAGGUCUGCAAUGUUGAAUUACUAUCAUUCUAUAUCAAUAAAAUGGUUUACAUGGAAUUGGAUUAUGAA
This is a messenger RNA of Punica granatum (pomegranate), 904 nucleotides long. The record is from RefSeq and is a predicted model, not a curated record. Lineage: Eukaryota; Viridiplantae; Streptophyta; Magnoliopsida; Myrtales; Lythraceae.